CCACUUCUCACAGUGCACGGAUGCUGGCGGGAAGGCACGAGUAAGCGAGAGAGGCAGAUCGAGGGGAGCGCGUGUGUGCGUGUGUGUGCGUGUGUGUGUGAGUGCGCGUGGAUUGCACCACCGCAUCCCGUUCACCGUUAUGCAGGCGGCCGUGAUCUGAUGGGGAGAAUUACACCGACUUUACAUUUUUCGUCUUGAAUCCAUCCUUUACUAUGCCUUUCCAGAUGUGACUGACAGCUCCUUUUAUGUCGUCAUUGAGACCUGUGCCAUUCAUCUCGGAGAGACUGUGACACCAUGGCUUUGGUUAUGGAACCUAUAAGUAAAUGGACACCAAAGCAAGUACUGGACUGGAUGAAAGGGCUGGACGACUGUCUGCAGCAGUAUGUGAAGAGCUUCGAGCGGGAGCAGAUGGGAGGGGAGCAGCUCCUUCACAUCACCCAUCAGGAGCUGGAGGAGCUGGGGGUCACCAGGAUAGGACACCAGGAGCUCAUCCUAGAAGCCGUGGACCUCCUCUGUGCCCUGAACUACGGCCUUGAGACGGAGAACCUGCGCACCCUGUCCCACAAGCUGAACGCCUCGGCCAAGAACCUGCAGAACUUCAUCCUGGGCCGGCGGAGGGGCGGGCACUACGACGGCCGGGCCUCCCGUAGGCUGCCCAACGACUUCCUCACCUCUGUGGUCGAUCUGAUUGGUGCAGCCAAGAACCUGCUGGCCUGGCUCGACAGGUCACCGUUUGCCAGUGUGACAGAAUACUCCUUACUGAAGAAUAACAUCGUUCAGCUCUGCCUGGAGUUGACCACCAUUGUACAACAGGACUGCACCGUAUAUGAGACAGAGAAUAAAAUCCUCCACGUGUGUAAGACCCUGGCAGGGAUAUGCGACCACAUCAUCUCAUUGUCUUCAGACUCUCUGGUCUCCCAGUCGGCACACCUGGAGGUUGUCCACCUGACAAGCAUUAUGCCCAGUGAAGGACUGGGAAUGUACAUCAAAUCCACAUACGAUGGACUCCACGUCAUCACCGGAACUACAGAAAACUCCCCUGCAGACCUGUGUAAGAAGAUUCACGCAGGAGAUGAGGUCAUCCAGGUCAACCACCAGACUGUGGUGGGCUGGCAGCUGAAGAACCUGGUCAACGCUCUGAGAGAGGACCCGUGUGGGGUCAUCCUCACCCUGAAGAAGAGGCCCCAGAACACGUUGAGCUCCACGCCGGCCCUGCUAAGGAAUGUGCGGUGGAAACCCCUUGGCCUGCAGGUAAACCCUCUCACCCCCCUUCCGCUUAGAUCCUCCCCCUCCUAACACAGGAAGAGACAUCAUACCGUGCCUCUACCACAAGAAAUAACAAGCUAGCAAGGUUUGGGUAAUCUGACCUGAAUCGUUCAUUGUUUCUAUCCGGGUAUUUUAUGCUAGGAGUGGGAAACCGCCCAAGGGUCUAAGACCUGUACAGCGUUUUGCACGAGGUGCCCAAUUUGAGUCUUUGAUCUGUUCUC
Molecule: messenger RNA, 1487 nt
Organism: Gadus morhua (Atlantic cod)
Lineage: Eukaryota; Metazoa; Chordata; Actinopteri; Gadiformes; Gadidae
Product: connector enhancer of kinase suppressor of ras 2
Exons: 9
Coding region: 295-1296 (333 amino acids)
Molecular function (GO): protein binding
Source: RefSeq, a predicted model, not a curated record